AUGAGCGUUACUCAAACCUACUAUCUCGCCCACACCGCCCGCAAGAAGCUCACCCGGGAAGCUUCGCGGGCGGACCACGACCUGCGUCUCCUCGUCGGCCAUGCCAACCUCCUCGAUAACCUUAUGCUCGACCUCGCCGAUGCAGAGCAAGAGCAAGAGCGCUGGUUCAACCAGACCGUCAGCGGUGUCAACAAGAGCGUCCCCCAAUCCGAGCGCCGACACAUUCAGUGGGCCGACGCCCUGGUCGAGGACCCCGAGGAGGAUUGGGAUGCUGAAGAUGUCUCCGAUGCCGACUCCGACCUCAGUGACGACUCGGAUGACCUCAGCGAUGAUGAUUAUGAGCUGAACGAGGACUUCACCCCCGUCCGCCGGCGGGCCCCGUCGCCGGUGGCCAUCGUCACCGAGAAGGAGGUCUCUGCCGAUGACGACUCCGACUCCGACUCGGAGUUCGAAUACGAAGACGACGAGGAUCUGAGCGAUCUGACUCUGACCCGCUCGCCCUCGCGACAGUCGCCUCCCGACCUUCUCCCCGACUCCGAUGGUGAGUCGGAGGAUGACGCCAUGCCGCCCUCGCCUCCCCAGCCGAUGCUGGAGUUUGGAGAAGAAAAGACCCCUCAAACCACGGAGAUUCCGCUCUCCGAUGCGGGAUUCGAAUCCGAGUUUUACGUCCCCAGUCAACCGCAAGGCCCUGUCAUUGAAUCUUAUUAA
Aspergillus campestris IBT 28561 is the source of this 708-nucleotide messenger RNA. RefSeq lists its product as uncharacterized. The record is from RefSeq and is a predicted model, not a curated record. The transcript has a single exon. Bases 1 to 708 code for a protein of 235 amino acids. NCBI's taxonomy places the organism in Eukaryota, Fungi, Ascomycota, Eurotiomycetes, Eurotiales, Aspergillaceae.